This is a messenger RNA of Magnolia sinica, 3685 nucleotides long. RefSeq names its product probable LRR receptor-like serine/threonine-protein kinase At1g53440. Lineage: Eukaryota; Viridiplantae; Streptophyta; Magnoliopsida; Magnoliales; Magnoliaceae. The transcript is spliced from 24 exons. Gene Ontology annotation, biological process: protein phosphorylation. Gene Ontology annotation, molecular function: ATP binding; protein binding; protein kinase activity. The record is from RefSeq and is a predicted model, not a curated record. The coding region runs from base 199 to 3201 and encodes 1000 amino acids.
UCUCUCUCUCUAGAAAUCCAACCCUGUAAAGAGAGAGUCUUUUAACUGGGAUAGCUUAUCACAGCAUGUGUUUCAUUUCAUGCUCUAUUCUUUAAUAGUAUAUUGUUUCCUUUCCAAGAAACAGACGUCUCAUUUGCAGAACAAAUCACGAGCGUGAGACAGAGAGAGGGAGAGAGAGGGAGAGCAGUUCUUCCUGAGAUGACGAAGGUUUUCUCAGCUCUGUUGCUUCUCUUUCUUUCGUUGAAUUGCUUUGAAGAGCUCGGAUCUGAAGCUCAACAGCUGGCUGCUGAAGAAGUUAACGCGCUUAGAGCGAUCGCACUGAAGUUAAAGAAGACAGAUUGGGAUUUCAACGUAGAUCCUUGCAACCAGACAACCGCAUGGAUCAUGACUCCAUCGGGUCUCUACGAUAACAACGUUACAUGCUCCUGCAACACUACGGUUUGCCAUGUUGUUAGCAUAGUGCUAAAGGGUCAGAACCUAACUGGAGUUCUACCUGCGGAAUUUGCUAACCUGACCUUCCUACAGAAUAUCGAUCUUUCUCGCAACUAUCUCAACGGAUCGAUCCCUGCUGCAUGGGCUUCCCUUCCUCUCACCGAUUUGUCGCUUUUGGGAAAUCGCAUUUCUGGAACAAUUCCAAAGGAGCUAGGAAACAUCAUGACACUCAAGUCACUAGUCAUUGAAGUUAACGAGGUCAAAGGACCUCUUCCUCCAGAGCUUGGUAAUUUGCGCAGCUUGGAGAGAUUCCUUGCUUGUUCGAAUAACUUGACAGGAGAAAUACCUGUUACCUUCGGCAACCUUAGAAACUUGACGGACUUUAGGAUAGAUGGGAAUCUUAUCUCCGGUAAGAUCCCUGAUUUCAUUGGGAACUGGACACGACUCGCGAGACUGGAUAUGCAAGGCACGUCUAUGACGGGACCUAUUCCUCCUAACAUUGCUUUCUUGGUGAAUCUAACUGAGCUGAGGAUAUCUGAUUUGAAUGGAUCAAGCAUGCCUUUCCCUGCAUUGGGGAAUAUGACCAAAAUGCAGAAAUUGGUACUAAGAAAUUGCUUGAUUUCUGACAUAAUCCCACAAUAUAUUGGGACAAUGACAGAUCUGAAAUCCUUAGACCUUUCCUUUAACAAUUUGACAGGAGAAAUUCCAAGCAGCUUUUCAAGACUCUCAGCACUAGAUUAUAUGUAUCUUACUAGCAACAUGCUGACUGAGGUCAUACCCUCUUGGGUCCGAGGAAGCAACCAUAACUUGGACUUAUCUUACAACAAUUUUACCAAAUCUGAUAUAACCCAAUGCUCAGGAGGAAACUUGAAUUUUGUGGCUAGCCAUUCAUCUGUAGAAGACAAUUCGGUUGCAGCAUGCUUAAGAAGGAACUACCCCUGCUAUGGAAAUGCACAGAACUAUAACUUAUUCAUAAAUUGUGGUGGUGGGGCACUGACUGUUGGUGAACAAGAAUAUGAAGCUGAUACACAACAGAAUGGGAUAUCCGCAUUCUACACCAAUGAUAGAUGGGCAUAUAGCAGUACAGGGGACUUUACCGGCAAUGACCAAGCACCAUUCAUUGCAACGAACACAUCUAUUGCCAAUCAAGAUUUGUAUGCAACAGCUCGCCUGGCACCUCUCUCCCUCAAAUACUAUGGGAUUUGCUUACAAAAUGGAAAUUAUACAGUUGGACUACAUUUCUCUGAAAUAAUCUUCACAGAUGACCAAACAUUUCUCAGUGUCGGGAAGCGCAUAUUUGAUGUAUCAAUCCAGGGCGAAAUUAAAUUGAAGGAUUUCAACAUUGAAGAGCAGGCUGGUGGUGCCGGCAUUGCAAUUGUUCGGAAUUUUAGUACUCUUGUGACCAACCACACUUUGGAGAUUCACUUAUAUUGGGCUGGGAAAGGGACCACUGCAAUUCCAGAUAGAGGUGUAUAUGGACCUCUAAUUUCAGCUAUUACAGUGACACCAAACUUUGUACCUGAUACAGGUGAUGAUGGCAGUGGGCUAUCUGCUGGAGCAAUAGUUGGCAUCGUAGCUGGUUGUUGCAUUGUUGUCGGAUUGAUUUUGGUAUUUCUUUGGAUGAAAGGUUGCUUAGGAGUUAAAGACCUUGUGAAUGAAGAACUUCGAGGCCUAGAGUUACAAACAGGUUACUUCAGCUUAAGACAGAUAAAAGCUGCCACCAAUAACUUUGAUCCCGCAAAUAAGAUAGGCGAAGGCGGAUUUGGGCCAGUUUAUAAGGGUACCCUUCCAGAUGGCUCCACAAUCGCUGUGAAGCAGCUCUCAUCCAAGUCAAAGCAAGGGAACCGUGAAUUUGUCAAUGAGAUAGGAAUGAUCUCUGCUUUGCAGCACCCAAAUCUUGUGAAGCUUUUUGGAUGCUGUAUUGAAGGGAACCAGUUGCUGCUGAUAUAUGAAUACAUGGAGAAUAACAGCCUUGCCCGUGCAAUAUUUGGUCGUGAGGAUCAACGCUUGAAACUAGAUUGGCCAACAAGGCGUAAGAUUUGUGUGGGUAUAGCGAGGGGUUUAGCCUAUCUUCACGAAGAGUCAAGGCUGAAGAUUGUUCAUAGAGACAUCAAGGCAACCAAUGUUCUGCUUGAUAAGGAUCUCAAUGCUAAGAUAUCUGACUUUGGUUUGGCUAAACUUGAUGAAGAGGAGAACACCCACAUCAGCACUCGAAUAGCUGGAACUAUAGGAUAUAUGGCUCCGGAAUAUGCAAUGAGGGGUUACUUGACAGACAAAGCGGAUGUUUACAGCUAUGGAGUCGUUUUACUAGAGAUUGUCAGUGGUAAGAGCAACACCAACUAUAGGCCCAAGGAGGAGUUCGUUUAUCUUCUUGAUUGGGCAUAUGUCCUACAUGAGAAGGGAAGCCUCUUAGAACUGGUUGACCCAGUCCUUGGAUCAGACUACUCAAAGGAAGAGGCAUUGAGGAUGCUGAAGUUGGCUCUCCUGUGCACCAACCCGUCUCCUACCCUCAGGCCCAUUAUGUCUACUGUGGUUCGCAUGCUUGAGGGACAAGCUGUCAUCCGAGUCCCGACCAUGAAGUCUGCUUCAUCGAGUGAGGAUUGGAGGUUCAAGUCAUUUGAGCACUUCUCUCAGGACAGCCAAAAGCAUAGCAUUUCAAUGGAAGGGCCAUGGAUGGAUUCAUCGGUGUCUCUCCGGAGUAAAGAUGAAGAAACAGGUGCCCAGUCCUCAAAGACAAAUCUUCUACCUGAUCGCCUUGAUAUGAGCUGAAAUUGAACCAUGUGAUGAGAGGUAAGAAACAGUUCCAAUGCCUUAUGUUAUGUUAUGAGUCUGUUUAUUCUUCCCGAUUUGCAAUUGACUGGGAGUGGUUCCAGUUUCCCACCCCAGCCCAAACCGCAAGUGGUUUAGUUGUGCUGAAACAGCACAGCAGUCCCAAUUUCUGCGAGCUUCCAAUUUCUUCUGUUUCCCUUUCUUUGUUCGCAGUUUGUAAUUCAUUGUUUCUUAGAAGUCACUAAAUGCAUUCUUGUCCCGUACUGUGGAUGCAUGCCCUUUGGAUUGCUAGCAUUAGACAGUUGAGAUUAUGCAGCAGAUCACUAGCUAGCAGGAUCUGGUCCAUUGAAAUUUUGUAUUCAUUGGCUUUGUAAAGAGUUUGUGUAUGUGUGCUUUUAUAAACUUAUUCUUUUAAUAGUUGCAAGAUAGGGUGUGUCCAAAUAUCGAUAGAAAUAUACAGGCUUACAAAGUGAUUUUGAUUGAA